Amphiprion ocellaris (clown anemonefish) is the source of this 4513-nucleotide messenger RNA. It is a transcript of the gene tdrd12, whose product is annotated as tudor domain containing 12. Bases 140 to 4513 code for a protein of 1457 amino acids. Lineage: Eukaryota; Metazoa; Chordata; Actinopteri; Pomacentridae. The record is from RefSeq and is a predicted model, not a curated record. The transcript has 38 exons. Gene Ontology annotation, biological process: transposable element silencing; germ-line stem cell division.
CGAACAUGCAGGACCCGCAUGCAGCUGUACCUAAUACAGAUUAACAGAUGAGGAGGAGCACAGCGGCCCAGGGCCCAGCAGGGACCUCUGACGAGUCUUUGGUUUGAGGACGUUGGUGUGUCGUUGGUGAACCAAAGAAAUGCAGGAAUUAUCAAUUGUGAAGAUUGAGAACCCAUCUUGCCUCUGGGGUCGGGUUGUUUGGGGUUCUGGUGCCGACACAAAGACCACAGAUCAUUACAACAAUAUGUUGUCCCAGAUGAACCUCUUCUACCAUGACAUCACACAGGACCUGCGCAAGCUGAAGCCCACAUCGUUAGAAGAAGGACAGGUGUGUGUGGUGUAUUGGGCAGCGAUAAAGUCAUGGUGUCGGGCUGUGGUGGAGUCGAUCUAUAUGGACUCUAUAUCCUGCCAAGCUUGCUGCCGCCUGGUCGACCAUGGAGAACGACUCGUCAUCUCUUUAGAUCAAAUCCGACUGGCAGUGCCCAACUUCUUGCAGCUGCCUUUCUGGGUGAGGAAGUUCCACUUGGCAGGAAUCAAACCAACAACCCUGCAAGUGUCUGUGUUUGAGGAGAAAGCAGAGCUCAUUCGGUCCAGUCAAUGGGACAGCUCAGCCACACUGUAUCUGCACAACCUGCUGCAAGCAUCCACUCAGACAGAAGCUGUGUUGCUUGAAUCUGAAUCAGACUCUACCUCCUUAGAGCUCUACCUGACCAUUGGCAAUAUCAAGAUCUGUGUGAAUGAAGACUUGGUGGCUAAAAAGUUUGCAUAUUACAGCAGAGAUUCUGCUGACAGUGGAGGCCUGGAUGAAUGGGAGCGGUUGCCUGUCAUGUUGUCCUCCAGCAUCUUAACCCAAACCGUCUCCACAGCCUCAAACAAACUAACAACGCAAAGCCAACCACGUCCAGUGACAUCACAGAGACCAGCUGCAGCUGGUGCAGUUGAUUGGCUGACAGCUUCCUCUCCACAUGAGAGCCAACAGCAUGACCUAGAGACCUCAAAGAGAGACUAUCAAGUAAAGAUCACAGGACAACAGUUGUCUCCCAGCGACCAAUCCAGCAAUGGCUCAGAUGCUGCAGAUGCUGCAGCUGCUGCAGAGAGUGACCCAUCAGAGGACACCGACUCUUCUCUAGCUGCAGCUCUGGCUAAAAAUCUCAAUCUGUUCAGGCUCCAGAAGUUUCUGAAUUCUAGCAGUUUCUUUGAACAGGUAGCCCCCAGUAAUGAAGAGCUGAAUGACUGUCGACCUAAGGAGAUGACUGCAACCUCAAAUGCCUGUGCAGAAGGAGAACUAUUUGCCCCUUUACACACGAGUAAUCCUGAAACAUCAGAUGAGCAAGCAUUGCUCCAUAUGAGCAGUGGAAGUGAAGCUGAGAGCAGUCAGGUUGGAUAUCUGACUGCAGACAAAACAAGCAGUUUAAGUACAUCAGUAGAGUCAGAACAAGGAGACGCAGAGGAGACCCAGAGGAGUGACGAGGACUGGGCCUGUUCACGCCUUUUGGAGUGGUUGAACCCAGAGCCUGUGAACACCGAUCCAGAUGCUGCAAAAGAUGGGGUACCUCCCAGUGAUCCCAGUAGCAGUGGGAUUCUGGUGCACUCUGCUUUCCCAGUGGAACCCUGUAGCAGCAUGGCUGACGCCCCCAUCACAGAUGCUCUCCGCUUGGUGUUAGGGAGAAAGCAGUACAGCACUUUAUCUACAGCUGACCGUUACAGCUGGCCAGCUGUUGCUCGAGGAUGCAACACUCUGAUUGUUUCCCACAAUGCUGACCAGCCACUGAGCUACCUCCCCCCACUUCUCACCCACAUUUUACUCAACUCCAUCUUCUCCUCAGUCACCUCCAGCUCAGGGCCCAUAGCAGUGCUGCUGUGUCCAGGCUGGGAGAAGGUCCAGGAAGUGUUUGACCUGCUGGAGGAGAGUAAUGUUGCCCGGAGCCUCCAUCCCGUCAGUGUGCUGCUCGGCAUUGGCAAAGAUGAGGCCAAGGCCUUCAAGAUCCCCAAAAACUGCCUGCUGUUGGUGACCACUCCUUUCUCUCUGGGUCGUCUGCUGUCUUGUCACUCUUUCCUGUUCCUGCGGCUGUACCACUUGGUGCUCGAUGAAGCUGACCAGCUCUUUACUCUUGCACCAGACCAGAUGGUGUCCAUCUUGCAGCAUUUCCGAAAGGUGACCUCCAGCGAGAUGACAUCUUCCUGUCCUCAGCAGCUGGUUGCCAUUGCAAAAAGAUGGACCAGUCAUAUGGAGGGUUUGUUAGCCAAUCACAUGCCAUACCCCUGCAUUGUCAUAGCUGUCCCUCAGGAAGCUGCUUUCUACGGGAACAUUCAGCAGAUCACUCUCAUGACUCUGGAGAGCAGUAAGAUCUCAGUACUGUUGGGUGCAUUGGAUUUCAACCCUGACGUUGGCCAGAAGACUCUGAUCGUAGCAAACUCGGCUCAGGAGGCUGAAGACGUGUUUAAGGCUGUGAGCAACAAAUCUGCAUUCUGCCUCAAGCUCCAUGAGGGGUUAACACACCAGUUUGACUUUGCCAUCCAGCAGUGGAGAAAAGACAUUGGUCCUGGCACUCAUGUUAUUCUGGUGACCACCAAUGGAUGCAUGAAGUGUUUGGGCAUUAGAGAUGCAACUUGUGUUGUCCACUGUGGUUUUCCCACCUCUCCCAAACUGUUUGGCAACCGACUCUUCUGCAUGGCUGAAAACUUCAGAAACCUUUCAGAACAAGGUCAAAGAGAGAGCUGCCCUUAUGUCGCCCGGUCAGUGCUUCUCAUUUCAGAAAGAAACACCCGCCAUAUUGUUGGGAUUCUGCGCUACCUAGGACGAACUAAUGCCCUGCUGCCUCCCGAACUGCUGUCCUUCGCUCAGGGCAUACAUGUGGCCCGGGAAGACCAGAAGACAAACCGCCCUCUCUGCAGCUAUGUGAAGAGCUUUGGAGUCUGCAGAGAUAGCAGUUUGUGUCCUGACCGUCACAGAUUCAUUUCCCAACUGGAUCAGUCUGACCUCCCUGCAUCUGGAGUCAUAGAAGUGGUGCCUCUCUACAUUAAGACGGCAUCAGUAUUCUACGGUCGUAUUGUCAAGAAGGAGGACAGUCGUUUUGACAUAAUGUCCUCUGAGAUGACUUCUUAUUAUGCUGACAAGAAACCUUUGGCCAAGGAGCUACUGGAAGGAGGCUUAUAUGCUGUGCAGGAGGACAAUGUCUUCCACAGGGUGAAGAUCAUCUCGGUGCCAGACGGACAUAAUUGCCUGUUUUUCAGCAUCUGUGUGUGGUACAUUGAUGUGGGAAAGGAGGAGGAGGUCAAAUCUUAUCAAGUCCUUCAUCUGCCAGAGCAGUUUCACUCCCUGCCUGGCCAAGCUGUCGAAAUUAUCGUCUGCCGAGUCAAGCCAGUUGAUGCUGAAAAUAACUGGCAUCCCAAGGUCACCAGAGCAAUCAGCCAGAAAAUCCGAGGCCUGCAGCAUCGAGGCAGAGCAGUUCUCAGUCUGGGAAACACUGUUUUUGUUGAUCCUAUGGUUCGGGUCACCCAGGUGCCAGGUGUGAAAACGCUCAUAAACGAAUACAGCAUCCAGUCUGAGAUCCUGAACACAGGGAUGGGAAUCAGCAACCCAGAGCAUCUGGACCUACUGAGGGCACUGUGUCAAGAGGGUCCGUCUGGCAGCUGCAAGGAGGCAGAGCACACCUCUAGGCAGGAGGAUGGUUUACCAUCUCUGAUGGUCACGGUCAAACCUGAAGAAAAUGCUUUCAGAGUUGCCGAGGUCACGAAGCUUGCUGCUCAAGAAGCCCCUCACUUAAAGCCAUGUGAGCCACUUAGUCCAGUAUCUUCAACAGACCAGUCCCUGGUCCGUGCACCAUCAUCACCUGAAGUCCACCAGGUACCAGGCUAUGAUCAACAAACCCCAUUGGACAGCAAGGCUGACAUUGGACAGAGAAAUAUCUCCCCUGCCAUUAUGAGGUCAGCUGAGGAGAUAGAGAGCAACAAAGAUGGAGGAGAACUUUGCCCCGCAACCAACCUGGCUGCCUGUCAGACCCCCUGGGAAAAUGGUUUGCCUGAAGGUGCUGAUCAAAGCAACCACCAGCAGGUCAUUAGCCCUGAUGGAGCAGAUUGUGAUGACUCGACUAAAAGUUUCCACCCUCAGGUCCGCUGGUAUCAAACAUCCGACUCUGUGACUCUAACAGUGAAGCUGAUGAACCCAGAAAAUCAACGCUGUGAUUUCUACCCUGACCGAGUCGUUUACAGUGGCAGAGUAAAUGGUCGGUCCUACAGAGUCGACUUGGAGCUUCACCAAAAUAUCGCAGCAGACUGUUGCUACUUGCAAAUGAAUUCCAAUGAGCCAGUUCUCAUACUAGUUAAACAGCAGCAGGGAUACUGGGAGAGACUCGUCAGGAACAAGAACAUGCUUGUCAGUUAUGACAUGGAGCACAUUGAUGAUGAUGAUGGUGAUGAUGAAGGCAAAACACCAAAUGGUCUGUGGUUUGUGGAAAACGCGGGAGAAGAUAACUGGUAUGUGCAUUCAGAGAGCAGCAGUGACAGUGACUGA